AGAUUUUUGAAAUGGCUGCGCACAAGGUCAACUUCAUCACUGGCAAUGCCAACAAGCUGCGCGAGGUCAAGGCUAUCCUCGAGCCAGAGAUUGAGGUGACGAGCAAGUCUAUUGAUCUUGAGGAGGUGCAGGGUACGCUUGAGGAGGUUACAGAGUCCAAGUGCCGCAGGGCUGCUGAGUUGGUGAAGGGCCCUGUGCUGGUCGAGGAUACCGCGCUGUGCUACACGGCGCUGGGUGGUCUUCCUGGAGCGUACAUCAAGUGGUUCUUGACUACCAUCGGUCACCAGGGUUUGAACAACCUCCUGGCUGCUUAUACCGACAAGUCUGCCGAGGCUGUCUGCACAUUUGGCUACUGUGCUGGACCAGGCGAGAAGGUCAUUCUCUUCCAAGGCCGCUGCCCCGGCAAGAUUGUUCCUGCUCGAGGACCCAAUAACUUUGGAUGGGAUCCUGUCUUUGAGUAUGAAGGCCAAACGUUCGCCGAAAUGGACAAGGUUGAAAAGAACAAGAUCUCCCACCGAAGCCGCGCGCUGGCCAAGCUGCAGGCUUGGUUCAAGGAGCAGCAGUAAAAGAUUCGGUGAUAGAAAAACAUGAGAGACUACGGGAUGGUGGCAUAGUCUGUGAGACUAGAGGUUUUUUCGCAAUUAGAUGAGCAAAACGACUUCCAUGCAGAGAAAAAAAGGGGGAGAUAGACAGCUUACUAUAGCACUUCGAACUGGUUGUACUUGCGG
Fusarium vanettenii 77-13-4 is the source of this 728-nucleotide messenger RNA. RefSeq lists its product as uncharacterized. The coding region runs from base 12 to 566 and encodes 184 amino acids. The record is from RefSeq and is a predicted model, not a curated record. Gene Ontology annotation, cellular component: cytoplasm. The transcript is spliced from 6 exons. Gene Ontology annotation, biological process: nucleoside triphosphate catabolic process. Lineage: Eukaryota; Fungi; Ascomycota; Sordariomycetes; Hypocreales; Nectriaceae. Gene Ontology annotation, molecular function: nucleoside triphosphate diphosphatase activity.